Messenger RNA from Prorocentrum cordatum, 384 nucleotides. Lineage: Eukaryota; Dinophyceae; Prorocentrales; Prorocentraceae. The record is from the annotation of a GenBank genome assembly.
AUGACCCCCUGCCUGAUGGGCAGAUUUUACACCACCACUACCAUAUGCAGGGCCAUCUGGCAGCGGGACGCGGCCUUGGCCCAGACGACCAUUGACACUACGGAGUUCGGGGCCUCCCAUGUGCUCGUCGGUGAGACUGGCGUGGUGGUGCGCGACCCCGAGGCUUUCUUGAACGAGUCGGUGCUCCUCCACGCUCAGUGGCACGAGCGACUACAGAGCCUCGGGGCCCAGCGCGCAGAGCUGGGCCGCCGGCCCCGGCCCUUCGGCACCGCAAGUGCGGAAACUUCAGCGCGUUGCCAGCCGGCGCGCACGGCUAUGGGCGCCAUCCCGCCGACGCCUGCGCCUUGCCGGCAUUCGCGCGGACUUCCCUGGCAAUCAGGGUGA